Molecule: messenger RNA, 1062 nt
Organism: Aureobasidium namibiae CBS 147.97
Lineage: Eukaryota; Fungi; Ascomycota; Dothideomycetes; Dothideales; Saccotheciaceae
Product: Aldo/keto reductase
Exons: 2
Coding region: 1-1062 (353 amino acids)
Cellular component (GO): cytoplasm
Source: RefSeq, a predicted model, not a curated record
AUGCAGCAAGUUGUUGAUUCUGUCAAGUCAGCCGUUGGCGCGACCAAGCUGCCUACAGGCCAGCUUGGAAAGAACGGACCUUAUGUCACUAGAAUGGGUUACGGAGCCAUGGGUUUGUCGGCCUUCUAUGGCAAGCCCAAGCCUGAUGAGGAGCGCUUUGCCGUGCUGGACAAACUGUACGAGCAGGGUGAACUCUUCUGGGACACAGCAGACAUGUACAUGGACAAUGAAGACCUCAUUGGAAACUGGUUCAAGGCCAACCCUGGCAAGCGCGAGCACAUCUUCCUCGCCACCAAGUUUGCCAAUUUGAGAGACGAACAAGGGAACCCAAUUGUCGAUUCCUCGCCAGAAUACUGCAAGAAGGCGUGCGAUAAAUCGCUCUCCCGUCUGGGAGUUGAAACUAUCGACCUAUACUACGCACAUCGUCUGGAUGGCAAGACACCCGUCGAGAAGACAGUCCAGGCUAUGAAGGAGCUCAAGGAGGCUGGCAAGAUCAAGUACAUCGGUCUAUCAGAGGUCAGCAGCGAGAGCUUGCGACGUGCCCAUGCCGUGGCUCCCAUCACAGCAGUCCAGAUCGAGUACUCGCCCUUCUCUCUCGACAUUGAGAGCGAGCAGAUCGGUCUGCUCAAGACUUGCCGCGAGUUGGGCGUUGCCGUCGUUGCAUACUCUCCCAUCGGACGCGGAAUGCUCGGUGGCUCAAUCAGAUCUCCCGACGACUUUGAGGAAGGCGACUUCCGUCGUUUCGCCCCUCGUUUCAGUGCCGAGAACUUCCCCAAGAAUCUCAAGCUGGUCGAUCAGAUCACCGAGAUCGCAAAGAAGAAGGGUCUUACUGCUUCUCAAAUCACAUUGGCUUGGUUGAUGGCUCAGGGCAACGAUAUCUUCCCCAUUCCCGGCACUACAAACCUCAGCCGUGUCGACGAGAACCUCGGAGCCUUGAACGUCAAGCUUACUUCCGAGGAGAAGAACGAGAUCCGCAAGGCUUGUGAAGAGGCAGAGGUCGCUGGUGGAAGAUACCCUGAAGCCUUCUCCAAGGCUUUGUUCGCAGACACCCCUGCUCUAUAA